GAAUACGAGAUCUCUGGGGAUGCCGUGACAGCCGAAUCGAGUCCCACAUGCAGCUCGCACCCUCGGCUCAGGAUGCGAACUCGCGGCCGAAAGAGAACCUUGUUCGCAUAGCUGAGCCACAAUGCAGAUCGCCGAUCCUUCUCCCCACAGGUUCGAUGUCUCUGGCCAGUGAGGAGUGAAUUGCUGGAUGGAACAGCAAAUAGUCUUGUCGAUCAGUGUGGCUGCGGUUAUCUCGGGCAUCUAUCGCUCCCUCGAAAUCAGGUCUGCCCUGUGACCUGUCGAAAGGAUGACGACGCCACUGUCGACGUGCAGUCGGGGUCUCCGAAGAGGAAGUGCUUUCCUGCAGUUAUUAUUGGUGGCCCUCACUUCGUCCCGUUCAUCUAUCAACUCGCACUCCCUGCCUUACUACGUUAGGCCGGCUCCUUAUCGAAGCUGUGGCUUGUGUGCUUACGCCAAUCGUUCGCCGCCACUCGCUCUUCAGUUUCCUGAUUUCGAGCCCAUGAAGGGAGGUACUUUGUACUAUGAGCCACCGCCGUCCGGCAAUGGGCAUGGAACUCCAUCCUCAGCCUACGUCUACCUUGGAGAGGCCCUUGCGACGAGGGUGCGAAGUUCACAGGAGGUAUACUUUAGAAACAUUCAAUUCGGUACCCACCACAGGUCACGAAGCACAGUCCAACCGUGCAGUAUGGACCUCAGUAUGCUCGGCGAGGAAGUGCCUUUGGAACCUCAGACAGAAUAUUCCAAUACGUUUUGUGGCCAGAUUCCUUAUGCAUUGCAACCUAGUUUUACGAUUGCCCCCGAUCUGCACACCACGAACCCCGCUAUUAUGAUGAUGGAUUCGCGAUCGUUUCAAUACAUGCUCUCCUCAAAUCACGCACCGGGCUAUUAUUUCCCUAAUUCUGGUAGCUCUAGUCUUGCAAACGGAGUCGGUGACCAAACUACGCAUUUGCAGCAUGCAACGAGCACCACGUUCUCUUGCCCUCCCCUUCACCAACCGAGGGCCCACAAUGCAAGAAACAACUUCGAAGCGGCGAGCCCACGACCUCCGGGCCCCGAAGCAGUAUUUCCUCAGCAACAGCAGAUCGAGGGUAACGAACAUUCCCGUUCCAGAUACCGCGUUGUAUUAAGAGUGCCGACGGCAAUGGUCACUCAGGCGGCAGCGGCUCCCGUCACGUACCUCAACAAGGGCCAAAAAUAUCGUUUGACAGUCACCGACACUGACCCUCCGCCCCACCCAUCAGACCGGUUCCGUGCCCGGUACAGGACGCAUGUUGCCAUAGCGUUCCAUAGGGAGGACCAGCGAUCGGACCCGGAUGCACACUGGCGGCUUUGGAGGGCCGGGCGCGGGUUGUCUGGUCCAGGACAAUACGAUGAAGAAGCUGGAGGGGGGACAGGAAGCGGAUCGCUGUGUGCGAUUGAGUUAUGCUUGGAUAAGCUUCGGUCGGUAGGGACUGGGUUGAACGCUGAUGGCAUCAAUGACCGGGGCCAGAAUGUUCAGCUCGAAACAUCCUCCUUUAAUGGAUUCUGCGUCCUCUGGUCAUGCAAUCGUUCGGCAACAGGAACUUCCACGUCAAUGCUACCGCUACCCGAAUGCACUAUUACAGUCCGGUUCAACUUCCUCACGACGGACUUUUGCCACUACAAAGGCGUCAAGGGAUUUCCAGUCCGGCUAUGUGCAAGGACGGAGAUGGUUGCAGAUAAUCUGGGGGAAUCAUCGCCAAUGUCAUCUCAGGAGGAAAGAGCUGCAGCAGAGGUGUGCUACUGCAAGGUCAAUCUGUUCCGUAUGUACGGGGCGGAGCGAAAGCUUGCGGCGGAUGCUGCUGGUGUGCGAAAGGCCUGGGAGAAAGUCUGCAGGGAGAUCCAGAAGCGCCAGCCCAACCCGGGCUCGUAUACUAGUAAAACUGUUGGCACGAGAACUAGUCUUGGCUCGGAGGCUGCCGGAGAGGUAUUCAUGAACUCAGGCCAUAAGAAGCAGAUGAGGAUCCUUGAGCAGUUACAGCAGAAGCUUGCGUCGCUGCAGGCGAUGCUUUCAUCAGCCAGACCUGUGACUCUAUUCUCGUUGCGAGGUGAUGCGAGUGAUAUCCCCGAUUGGUCUAGAGUCAAUCAUUCAACUCGGUACAAAGAUGCUAGUGCACUCUACGGUGAUCGUCAAUCUACCAUCAGCGGUCAAGACUGUCCAGACGAGUCCAGCAGCAGCAGCUCAAUGAUGAGCUAUCAAUGGGGAACGAACCUUCUCCUUGGACCUGAAAAUCCCUCACCGAGCGGCCCUCAUAACAAGACCCCUUCUAAUCAAGCACUCAAAAUUUCCAGAAACCGUUUCGAAGACGAGCAAAGGCGGUACAUCGAGGUCCUGGAUAUCGACCCAAACUACCAACCCCCAGCUCAGCAGCAGAGUCAAUCCGUUGCGUGUUUUUACAUUGGGUUCGCGGGGAGGACCCAAACGCAAGUUGAUUACCAUGUAGCUGUCUAUCUCACCGAGUGGACCGCUCACAGCCUGAUUGAAGGGAUUUCCGGGAAACUUGGAAUAGACCCGCGACGGGUCUGGCGCGUGCUUCUUGUUCGAGGGGAUUCUUUGCAGGUUGUAGAUGACAGUGUUGUUCGUGGGAUUGCCGAUGGGCAGGAUAUGCUCGCAGAGAUUUUGGAACGGUGGGAGUUUGAUUGCGCAAGUGAGAAUCCCAUUGAAAUUAGACUCAGAUACUAAUAUUAGCGCGAGAUGGACGCUUUCAAAUAUCAAAACAUUCCGUUGUCCCGUCAGAAAGAUUCCCUCGUGUAAAAAAGACCUAUUAUGAUGCACGAUCCACACGAGCCCGACGAGCAACGCGCUUAGGUACAACCUAUUCUCUGCUACUCGCUUGACUCAAUUUCCCGAGCUCCCCCUUUGCCUUUUCCUGAAUGGCUCGCACAACCUCAUCUAUUGUUGGAGCAAUCAUCUCCAGCAUUCUCUUCGCGUACACAGCUGCCACCAGAGCCGCGUAACCCUGCCACGUCUCAUUGCCAUGCGAAUCAGAAUAGUCACAAAUCCCCCGAAUCACGAGGCAUGGGAAAUGGUUGACCACCCCAGCGGCCAACAUCUCAAAGCACAAGACAUUUUUUUCCGCGCUGAGUGCAUCCCGGAUAGUGGCAUCAUUCAUGACCUGGUUGGCCGAUGCGAUGGUUCCGUACCAGAUUCUCGGGCUUUCUGUGUGCGCCGGGCGCUCCUCUCGCUGCACAAGGCAUCUUUCAUGAAAUUGAGUGUUUGCGUCGUAGAUGAUUGUGGAUUUGAAGAGUCGGUCGGUGCCUGGAGGAGGCCGCUGAAACUCAUCCCUCAGAUCCGGAUACCGUUCAAGCGCAGCAUCCACUUCGUCUUGGAUGCGAUGACGCUUCACCGUGUACUCCCUGCGAAGGGCAGCAACUCCGCUUCGGAGAAUCGUCGGCGCUUGAUUCAGCGAUCUCGUCACUUGGAAUCUCUCUCCCUGCACCAUCGCUCCGAAAUCAUACUCGAAUACCCCAUUCUCCCCGUCUCGUGGGACACCGACCACAAUAUCCCCAAGCCGAAUAUCAUUCUUUGCACUUGGCGCUCCACCACCAACACCGAUCAUGAAUCCCAUGCGGAUGUUUGGGAAGCUGUUGAGCAUCUGGCUAGCUGCCCAUGCCGCGGCGGCAGUACCAUACUCGCCGUCGGGGAGGGUCGCAAUGACGACGUUGUGGCCAGCGAUCGACCCGAGGAGGUAAGAAUUCGAGUCGUGGGGUUGCACGAACGCAGGACGGCCGUGCUUUUCUUCAAGGAGUGCUUGCGCCGCGACGGCUUCGACCCGAAGGGCGCAGAUCCAGCCCACGGUAUACUUGCUGGGAUCUGCCAUUGAUAAACUGAAGUGGGAAUAGCCAAUUAAAGAAGCGAAAAGAUAAGAUUUACAUGUGGUUUGAGAGUUCCAGUUCUGGUGUUUGCGAGAAAGAUAAUAUUAUUGCUGCUGGGGUGGAGUUUGCCCUGCAUUUAUGGAGAGGGGGCUAAGCGCCAGCCUCGUGGGGCUGAUUUGGCUGGCGCUUCCUGCGUCACAGAACACGAUCAUAUCUGAAAUCGAUUGGACGUGCUUGCAGGGUUUUGUUGCCGAUGGGGCAGUGUUUUGGGCAAUGGAUGAUAUGCAACGCAGAGAUAUGAGGACGCUUAGCUGAUCCACAAGGCAGGAACACAGUUUGGCGCCCGCCCCCGGACUGCUAUUAUAUGUUAGCUCUAUCUAUAUCAUUACAAUACCCUAAUUCGAUAUAGGCUUGGAGACUCUUAGUUACUCACCCCUUAGCUUCUAUAUCGAGCUUUCCUCAUCGAGCUUCCUUUCUCUCGUGCUUACCACUACUUCGCCAGCAACCCCCAAGCCCCUCCGAUCUUAAUUCCAACCCUGCCCCUCACUACUCAUCCUUCUUACACUAGCUCAUAAUCUCCUUCACUUUUCCCUUCCUAGUCGCAUAAUCGCUGGAACACUCACUCCAGUAACUAGACAUCUCUCGUCACUUCAGUUCUCGGAUCGCCUGACAUUCGCG
Messenger RNA from Aspergillus calidoustus, 4512 nucleotides. NCBI's taxonomy places the organism in Eukaryota, Fungi, Ascomycota, Eurotiomycetes, Eurotiales, Aspergillaceae. The record is from the annotation of a GenBank genome assembly.